Opisthorchis viverrini is the source of this 492-nucleotide messenger RNA. RefSeq lists its product as hypothetical. Lineage: Eukaryota; Metazoa; Platyhelminthes; Trematoda; Opisthorchiida; Opisthorchiidae. The transcript has 2 exons. The record is from RefSeq and is a predicted model, not a curated record. The coding region runs from base 1 to 492 and encodes 163 amino acids.
AUGUCUUACGAUGACGGACUCAAUAGUGAGUUGGUUGAAAACGCCGUUCACGCAAAACUGUCAGCUUAUGAAAUCAGUAACCCUAGAGUAUGGUUUAUCCAACUAGAAUGUUACUUCCGUUUCCGCCGAAUUACCUCACAGCAGACCAUGUUUUCUUACGUGGUUUCUCAACUCCCGACUGAGGUUGCCGCGGAGCCUUGCAUGCGGGAAGUCAUUGACGACGCAACCUUAAAGCAGUUGUGGCUGCAUUGUCUCUCCUUCAGCACUCGCCAAAUUCUGGCUACCCAGUCAAGUGUCCCUCCGUCUUCACUCACUGAGACGGCAGAUAAAAUCCACGAAUGCUUUGCCGACCGUUUUAUAGCCUCAACCUCACAACAGCCCAUGCAGCGCGACGACAACCCGUUUUAUGGCAGGCCUCGAUCGAAUGCAGGCGCAAAUCGAUCAAAUGAUGACCACGGUAAACAAGGUAGUCCCCACAGCGGCGCGGACUAA